AUGUUCAGAGAUUUGUUAAACGCAGUGCAAGACCUUAGCAAACAGCAAGCUCAAACGGCACCUAAUAAUGCAAUAGGAAGUGCCAACACCAUGAGCUCAAUUGAGUGGUUCAGAAGACUAGAAGGGAUCUUCAAGCACAUGAACUGCAACGAUGCUCAAAAGGUUUCUUGUGCAAAGUUCAUGUUGACUAACGAUGCCGGGCAUUGGUGGGAUUCUGAAACACGUAUUAAGACUGCAGAACAACUACGUAAUCUCACAUGGGAUCAAUUCAAGGAGUCGUUGAUGGGUAAAUAUUUUCCCCAGUCAUUGAGGGAUCAAAAGGAGGUAGAAUUUCUCCAACUCACACAAGGGAGUUUGCCACUUGGAGAGUACGAAAGAAAAUUUGAACAGCUUUCUAGAUACGCUCCGCACAUGGUAAACAUUGAGCUGACAAAGGCUAAAAGGUUUGAGAUGGGGUUAAAGCCAGAGAUUAAGGGAAUCAUAACAGCCCAGCAGUAUACUAUUUAUGCGAAAGUUGUACAUCGAGCACAAGCAAUUUCUAAUGGUUUAGGAUUGGAAGAGAAACCUCAACCCAGCAUUAAGACUUCUGUAAAGAGAAAGUGGCAAGGUCAUGAUAAAGAGAAAGGCAGUAAUCAGAAUAAGAAAGUAAAGAUUUGA
Molecule: messenger RNA, 657 nt
Organism: Olea europaea var. sylvestris
Lineage: Eukaryota; Viridiplantae; Streptophyta; Magnoliopsida; Lamiales; Oleaceae
Exons: 2
Coding region: 1-657 (218 amino acids)
Source: RefSeq, a predicted model, not a curated record